Molecule: messenger RNA, 1790 nt
Organism: Porites evermanni
Lineage: Eukaryota; Metazoa; Cnidaria; Anthozoa; Scleractinia; Poritidae
Source: the annotation of a GenBank genome assembly
AUGGCGGAGAGCAUGAACAGCUCAAGAAUUCGUGGAAUGCGAUUAGGUGACCAACAGUAAUUGACUUAUUUAAUUAAAAUCCGAAUUUCUGAUUGGUCGAGUGCAUGUUUGUACCUAUUUUUCUACGAAAAUGGGCGAUUUCAGCUCUGAAGACUUAAAAAAUGGAGCAAAUUAGGUCCGAUCUAUUGUUAUGACCAACUUCAGCAAAUUCGUAUGUGGCCGCAGAAAGUUAUGGAGAUUUUUGUCAUCGCGUGGCAGCCAUCUUGGAAAUGCUGUUUUGCGUUCUCUCUUUGAGCACUUAUUUGAGUUUCCACUAUAACUUUAGAAUAGAUUUGUAUUUUUUGUAUAUAGUUUUGUCAAUAAGUUGUAAAUAAGUGUAAAUAUUGGGAAGUGGUGGCCUCUGGAUUCACCUAAAAUGCUGUUCGAGUCUUUGUGUUGUUGUCCUCACCAUCGCAAGUGGAGGCAUGGCGAAGUGAGAAGCGAGUAGUUGUGCUAGUGCAACUGUGAAGAGAAGAGAUAGUUAGAAGAGUGUCUCGGUUCGAAAUACAGAAAGGCAAGAAAAAGAAAGAUUUGUUUGUCAUGUAGAUCUAGGCUAGAAGUGGAACUCAAGUAUCGCAAAAUUGAUUUAGGUCAAUGAGCUUGUUUUAAUCUUUUUUUCUGUUUAUAAUUUCAGUUUAGUUGCUUUUGCAAGUCAUUUCGUCAGUUUUUGUUUUUUGAUCAGCUUUAAAGAACGUCAUGACAGUAAUAAUAACCAGAAAACUACUUCUGUUGCUUUAUAUUGAGUGAUAAUUAUGUAGGAAGGUAUACACAAUUGUUCCUGACAACAUAGCUUUGUUUCCCUUUUGCAUGUAUUGUCUGGAGGGGUUUAUUCUUGGAGAUUUACAGUAGGCAGAAUACUAAGGUGUAAGUCACCCAGUCCGCUGUAAACUGCUGCUUAUAAGCCUUGGGCUUAUACAUCUUCGUUAGGGAUUUUGGGAGGGCUUACAGUGUAUAAUCUGAGGGGAUUUUCUCGUACCAGAACCGGGAUAGAAAAAGCACAAGCAUCAGAAGUGUGGAUCAAAAUGUGUAAUUUUUUUUUCAAUACAUUUGGAACAGAAUUAGAGGGGACUUAUAUCCAGUGGGGGGGGGGGACACCUAUAAUCAGAUGUAUUUUUUUGUUUUCAGGUAGAUAAGCCUGUAAGUGGUGUAAAAAGCGAAAAAAGGCACUCUACGUUUGGUUUCUCUGAGGGACCAGUGAUGAAAGCACAUCUCUGAACCCAAAAUUGGUGUCAUUGGUCAAGGAAUAUCAAGAGUCUGCUGUCAAAGAAAAAAGAAACAAGAAAAAAAGGAACAGAAGGGCCAAACUGAAAGGCAAACUUGCUAUUGGCAAGUCCUUGAAAGACUGGAAAAUAACACCUACUGGGGGGAAAACACUGAAACACUUUGAAAGCAGAACUGAAGCAGCCAGUGCUGUUGGGAGGCUGACUUCCCAAGCAGAUGAAAGAAGACGCCUGCAUUCUAAUCUUGCUAUGGACUAUCCAUACCGCUUUUUACAGGAGAUGUUUGGCUGUUCAUCCAAAACAGUUACUGCAGCAAAAGUCCACCUUAUUGUGCUUAGCCGUGGUGGAACUCCACCAUUACAGUUUAAAUUUCAACAAUGUGUAAGUCCUGAAGUGCUUAACGAACUUUCAGAAUUUUUUAAGAGAGACAGUGUGUCCAGACCAUCAUCUUGUCAGAGUGUGGUCAUGGACGGUGAGGAAACGCCUAUUAGAUACAGGAAGGACAAUGUCAAGGAACUUGUGUACCAGUAG